Melitaea cinxia (Glanville fritillary) is the source of this 1233-nucleotide messenger RNA. RefSeq names its product lipase 1-like. Gene Ontology annotation, biological process: lipid metabolic process. The transcript is spliced from 8 exons. Gene Ontology annotation, molecular function: hydrolase activity, acting on ester bonds. The record is from RefSeq and is a predicted model, not a curated record. NCBI's taxonomy places the organism in Eukaryota, Metazoa, Arthropoda, Insecta, Lepidoptera, Nymphalidae. Bases 1 to 1173 code for a protein of 390 amino acids.
AUGGCUAACACUAAUAUAUUUUAUUUGCGGGACUACCGCCAGCGUAGGAACGGAGCUCCACAGCUAGUCUCAUCAGCCGGUUACCCAGUAGAGAAGCACCGUGUAACCACGUCAGAUGGUUACAUCCUGCAACUGCACAGGAUACCGGCGGGCAAGAGAAUAGCCAGGAAGGCGUACAGCGCAAAGGGCAAGAAAGCUGUACUCAUCGGCCAUGGUCUGCUCGGGAGCAGCGGCGACUUCGUCAUCAUGGGACCAGAAAAAAGUUUAGCGUAUAUGUUGGCGGACGCUGGCUAUGACGUUUGGCUCGCAAAUUUCCGCGGCAACAUAUACACCUCUCACAGAAACUACACGAGGAAUGAUCCUAAAUUUUGGGAAUACAGUUUCCAUGAACACGGUAAAUACGAUCUACCGGCGUGUAUAGACAAAGUCCUCAACGUGACCGGUCUUCCCAAACUCUUCUACAUCGGAUAUUCGAUGGGAACCACAACUUUCUUCGUGAUGGCGUCAGAAAAACCCGAAUACAAUGAUAAAGUCAUAACGUUUCUUGCUUUAGCGCCAGCCGUGUAUUUAUCACAUUUGAAGGGUAUUGUCGAAUUCUUACUCAAGAAUAUUAAUAUUUUGGAGCGACUGAAAAAUCGAGGACUGCUCUCGAUCAACGUCAAGCGAGACAUUUUAGACGUCUUCAUCAAGAAUAUGUGCUAUUCCAAGAAAUCGAAAGACAACGUCUGUAUGAGCUUCGUUUACUUGGUCGUUGGCGAAGAUGAUGAACAAUAUGACCAGGAAGUAACCGCGCUAAUUUUAUCAAGAAUUCAACCGGCUUCGUUCCGACAAGUUGAACAUUUUGGAAAAAUUGCUAUGACAGACGUGUUUACAUCAUGGGAGGACGGGUUAUGGGGUGCCGUGAAACCUUACAACCUGGACAAUGUAAGGGUACCCGUCACCUUGCUGUACGGGAUGAACGAUCAGUUAACGGAGAAAUCUCAAAUCAAACGCCUAGCCGAUAAGCUAAAUGCAACCGGAGUGCUCGAAGACUUUCGUCCGGCGUGUUCCUGGCAUAAGUUCAACCAUCUCGACUUUACCUUCGCCUUGGACGUCGGAACAAUAUUCAAUAAGCCCCUCGUUAAAACUGUCGAUGCACUCUAUGAUAAAUACGGGUCUCAUGAAGAAUUGUAAAUUUUGAAACUUUAAGAAUUUAUGUAACUUUUGAAAUAAUUUAAAAAUUUAGGUAAUUAU